Messenger RNA from Truncatella angustata, 468 nucleotides. RefSeq lists its product as uncharacterized. The transcript has 3 exons. The record is from RefSeq and is a predicted model, not a curated record. Bases 1 to 468 code for a protein of 155 amino acids. NCBI's taxonomy places the organism in Eukaryota, Fungi, Ascomycota, Sordariomycetes, Amphisphaeriales, Sporocadaceae.
AUGUCCUCAGAGCAAGGAAGACCCCCGUACCCUCCGUUCACGGCAGAGACGGCCAAAAUAAAAGUGAAAGCAGCACAGGAUGCAUGGAACACAAAAGAGCCGCAUAAGGUCAAGCUUGCCUACACGGAGGACAGUAUCUGGCGAAACCGUGAUCAGUUCCUCACCGGCCGCGAUGCCAUCGCUGAAUUCCUAACUAAGAAGUGGGAAAAGGAGGAUGGCUACAUAUUACGCAAGGAACUCUUUGCUUUUGAAGGAAAUAAAAUUGCUGUCCAGUUUUGGUACGAGUGGCACGAUAAGAAGGGUCAGUGGUGGAGGACAUAUGGCUUGGAAGAUUGGACGUUCGCGGAUAAUGGCUUGAUGAGGAAGCGGCAAAUGAGCGGCAAUGAUGUCAAAAUCAGCGACGAGGAGAGGUGGUUCACGGGCGGUAUUGAUGUGAACACGGUCAACAUUGAGGAAAAACACUGGUAA